ACGACCCAACACCGCCUCUACCGCCUCUCCUGUUCCAGCCCAGUGAGCGAGUUAGGGCAGAAUGUUGCAGUAGAGAGAGAGAUUGCAGCAUCUACAGCAGCAGUCCCGAGCAGUGCAGGUGAGAGGGGAAAAAAAGCAAAGAGAGAAGAGGAGGAAGAGGAGGUGCAAGUCGAGAGAGAGUGAUAGAGAGAGAGGGAGAGAGAGAAUGCGGGACUCUUGCAACAAAAAAAAGACGCAUCUUCACUCGGUCCAUUACCGACAUCCCGAGCAGGAGCUGGCGAGGAUUAACGCGUAAUUGAUGCCCGUUCCGGGAUCUCCCGCUUUAGCUCACCAAGAAAGGUGCUAAAUUAAGAUCCCCGCUUACUUACUUUAUUUUUUUUAUCGUCAUCAUUGAAUAAAGUGGCCGUGAGAAGCACACGCGUCUCCUUCCAAGUUGCAAGAAUCCGAUGGCUUGGCACGUUGCUCCGCCACUGCGGGGAAAGCAAGCAGCCGGCUCUUAAGCAUGCUGGAUCUUUUGUCCUCAUACAAACAUAUCCAGUGUUGAAGAGCCCGGUAAGAAGAGUUGCAAUAUAAGUUGAAGAGACGGGAGAAUAAAAGUCAGCAGUCAGAAGAGGGACGGGAUACAGCAAGAACCCAUACAGUGGGGUGCCCCACACCACUUAAGUCUGAAGAAGAAAGAAAGAGGCAAAGAGCGCAGUAGACAGCCAUGCAGAGGCUUGGUGCAGUGCACUCUUCAGCGCAAGCAGUCUUGAUGCUGCUGCAGCUGCUGACUCAGCUACCAGGUGCACACUCUGCUCUUCGGUACCGGGUGGCAGAGGAGGGCCCCCCUGACGUCAAGAUAGGCAACGUGGCCGCAGACCUGGGCCUCACCGCAGGCACGGGCAGCGGGGAUGUCACCUUUGCCCUGGAGAGCGGCUCUGAGUUCUUCAAGAUUGACAACGUGACUGGUGAGCUGACGACAGGCCCGAGGCGCAUUGACAGAGAGAAGCUGCCCCAGUGCCAGAUGAUUUUUGAUGAAAACGAGUGCUUCUUGGACUUUGAGGUGUCGGUGAUUGGGCCCCUGCAGAGCUGGGUGGACUUGUUUGAAGGCCGUGUGGUCAUAACUGACAUCAAUGACAACACUCCUUCCUUCCCCUCACCGGUUCUCCAGCUCUCUGUGGAGGAGAAUCGUCCAAUAGGGACCCUUUACCUUCUGCCUACUGCCACAGAUAGGGAUUUUGGGCAAAAUGGAAUCGACCGUUACGAGCUCAUACAAGAAGGUGCAACUGGGUCAACUUCAACACGACGCACAACAGGGGGAAACCCCAAUGGUAGAGUAGAUGGGCUUGGGGAUAGGAGGGGUAGGAGUGGAGAUAAUGGGGGAGGAGCUAGGAGCACCGUGUUUGAACUCCAAGUGGCAGAUAUACCAGAUGGUGAAAAACAGCCUCAACUCAUCGUCAAAGGUACAUUGGACCGUGAGAAAAAAGACUCGUACGAACUGAUCCUGCGAGUUCGAGACAGAGGCAAUCCGCCGCGCUCUUCCCAAGCUUUGCUUCGUGUUUCCAUCACGGAUGUCAACGACAACAGCCCGCUGUUUGAAAGGUCCACGUAUGAGGCGGAAAUGGCAGAAAACGCACCUCCGGGAACGCCGGUCCUCCAGGUGAGAGCUUCAGAUCGUGACAUCGGUGUGAAUGGGCAGGUGGAGUACGUCUUCGGAGCAGCCACGGAAUCUGUGAGGCGCCUCCUACGACUGGACGAAGCCACCGGAUGGCUGAGCGUCCUUCACAGGAUCGACAGGGAAGAAGUGGCUCAGCUGAGGUUCACUGUCACAGCUCGGGACAGGGGCCAGCCACCGCGCACUGAUCGAACCACAGUCAUUUUGGCAGUCCGUGAUGAAAACGACAAUGUCCCAGUUGUAGAGAUUCGAAAGAUCGGACGAAUCCCGGUGCGAGACGGGGCUGCGUUGGUACCUGAGAACGUUCUGGUCGACACGCCAGUCGCUCUGGUCCAAGUGUCGGACCGAGACCAAGGAGAGAAUGGUGCUGUGACCUGUACUGUUGUUGGUGAUGUGCCAUUUACACUGAAGCCAGCUGGGGAAACAGCGCUUCCACCUUUACCUGCAGAUGAAGCAUUUGACAGGAACAAGAAAAAAUUCUUCCUGCAUACAUCGGCUUUACUGGACUACGAAGUCACUAAAGAAUACAGCGUCACCAUCGUGGCAGUAGAUUCUGGCAGCCCCAGUCUAUCCAGCAACAGUUCCCUGAUGGUGCGAGUGGUCGAUUACAAUGACCACCCUCCUAUCUUUUCCCAAAGUGUCGUGGAGGUCCACUUUGCCGAGAACAACUCCCCAAAUGAGAGGGUCGUCACGGUGGUGGCCUCAGAUGCAGAUAGUGGCAAGAACGCAGAGUUAUCAUACGCCCUGGACCCUGCUGCUAACGGGCCAUUUUACAUAGAUCCAGAUAAUGGAGAUAUCCGUGCUACUGGUGUACUGGACAGAGAGCAAAGGGAGAGGUAUGAACUCAAAGUUAUUGCCAAGGACAAGGGCACCCCUCCUCUACAAGGCUCAGCAACUGUUGUUAUCCAGGUGACUGACCGCAAUGACAAUGCGCCAAAGUUUGUCCAGGAAGUGUUUACGUUUUAUGUCAAAGAGAACCUGCUUGCCAACAGCCCGGUUGGCAUGGUCACCGUGACCGAUGCUGACGAAGGUGAGAAUGCGGAGCUCAGCCUCUUUGUAGAGAUGGAUGAUGAGGCAGAGGAGAAGAUUGUAGGUGAAGGUGGUGCUAAAGAGCAAGAGGAGGUGUUCUCCAUUGAAAACAACACAGGCACAAUAUUCUCCUCGCUGUCAUUUGACCGUGAAAAACUGUCCACCUAUACCUUCCGUGUGAGGGCUGUAGAUGGAGGAGAGCCACGUAAAACCGCCACAGCCACCGUGUCACUCUUUGUGACCGAUGAGAACGACAACGCCCCCGCCAUCACUUCUCCAGCCAAUGAGUCCUACACUCUCCUUCCACCUGCGAGCAGUGCCCGCACCAUUGUCAGGACAGUGACAGCCACAGACUCAGACACAGGCCCGAACGCGGACCUUCACUAUACCUUGGUUGGGGGGAAUCCCUUCAGACUCUUUGAGAUUGGACACUCUAACGGCGUGAUCACACUGGCAGAGCCGCUGGAGCGGCGCCACAGGGGUCUGCAUCGACUGGUGGUCCGGGUGAAUGACAGUGGCACCCCCUCACUCUGUGCCACUGCCCUGGUCCACGUCUUCAUCAAUGAAAGCUUGGUCAAUGCCUCGCUGGUGGACGCACAGGUGAGCCGAAGCCUGCUAGCUCCACUGUCGCUGGACAUUGCAGGGGACCCAGACAGUGACCGUGCGUUAGGCAAACAGCGCCUCAGCGUCGCCAUCGGUGUGCUGGCUGGAGCCGCAGCCGUCAUCCUGGUCAUCCUCCUUGUAGUCACCGCCAGGCAAUGUGGAGCCCAAGGCAAGAAUGGCUAUGAGGCCGGUAAAAAGGAGCCAGAGGAAGAUUUCUUCAGUCCUUCAGGGGCUCAACCACAGGUCGGUCGUGGCGGCGGAUCGGAGCGAGGACGCAAACUUCGUCGGGACAAGCGCAACGGAAGCGGUGGCGGUGUAGCAGCUGGAGGUGGGAAGUCAGACAGGUCGCUCUACAGCGGCAUCGUCACUGUAAACGGACUUCGCCGCCACGGCAACGAUGAGGAGGAGGAGGAUAUAAGUAGUGCGAGUGAGCGCUUGGCAGCGCGCUACUGCGCCGUGGACGGUGACCCGGGCAGCCCAAGGAUGGGGGGGGGCAGAAGACACCAGUCAAGCCCAGAUUUGGCCAGACACUACAAGUCCAGCUCACCUCUCCCAGCCGUCAACCUCCAGCCUCACUCGCCUCCAGCUGAGGGGAAGAAGCAUCAGGCAGUGCAGGAGCUGCCGCCCUCCAACACCUUUGUAGGCAGUGGGGGCUGCGUGGGUAGCACUGGCUCCAGCAGCAGCAGUAGCGGGGGCAGCGGAAAUGGAGACGCCAUGUCCUUGGGAUCGGACCAGUGCUCAGAGUAUGGGUGCCAGACUGGGAACAAGUACAACAAACAGGGGACCCUUCGCCGGGUGACCUUCUCGGUGGUGAGUCAGGCCCAGGACGCUGGUUGCUAUGACAGUGGCCUGGAGGACUCAGAGACCCCCAGCAGCAAGAGUUCAUCGGGGCCACGCUUGGGAGUUCUGCCGCUGCCGGAGGAAGGUUACGAGCGCACCACACCCGAGGGCAGCGUGGGGGAGGAGGAACAUGUGGAGAAUGAUGCCAGGCAGCUGCCAGAUGUCGCCCUGACCGGAAAGUGCACCCGGGAGUGUGAUGAGUUCGGCCACUCGGACACGUGUUGGAUGCCAGUGCGCCCGUCGCCUCGCCAGCGCCACGGCAGCGACCCCCCGCGGCUUUCCACCUUUGCCCCCGGCGACGACAACAACAACCUGCGCAGAAACGACCACGAGAGCGACAGCGAGAGUGCGGGUAGCGUUGGGAGCUCAGAACCAGGGGUAGUCGUCCCCGGAGAAGGUCAGAGGUUACCCCUAGUCAAUGGUGACCCUCUGGGUACCCUGGGAAGAGCGAACAAGAACAUGGGCGACCACAAUCGCAACCUUCUCAACCGGAAGAUGACGUCUGCGUCAUACGACACCUUCAGCAGCGCUGGCUUUGGGAGGCGCCCACAGGAAGAGGGAGGAGGGGAGGGAGGCCAAAACCCAGCUGAGGUCAUACCUCUGACCCGGACUGGAGGGGACUACAAGACUACGUCCUGCCUCACCUUGUCACGCCGUGAAGUCUACCUGUGACCUCCUCAACCAUGCAGCAAUCGACCCGUCGCCACAUUUCGAGGACUUUUUAGAACAUGAAAAUGAUGGUUUCCCAAAAGUUGUACAUGCAUUCAGAACUUGUGGAUUCUAAUAUUUAUAGGCACUUAAACUUCAGCGAGUGAUGCAUUUACUAUUUUGAGAGCUCCUACCAGGCGUACUUUCUUUUUAAAAAAAUGACAAGUGAAAGUUGCCCGCGGGCAAUGAUUCUAUUAUGUCCAUGUGGAGGAGGACGACUUCAUCUUUUCUUUAUUUUUUUUUCUACCUGAAUCUGAUGCAUGCCUGACCUUCUGCCACUGAGGCAACUGUGUGAAGAAAGACUGUGUAAAUCACCAUGCCACAGAGGCUUCAGUACCAAACCUAACUUUCAAGACUCAACCGACAAACAUUCACUUUCAUAGAGAAGCAGAAAAAACUGAGACUGAGCUGCCGAGAUUCAUUUCAUCGAAGAAGUAUUAGGGUCUCAUUAAAAGAUAUACAUUUAUGAAUAUAAAGACAUAAUGUUACAGGAAUAAAGUCGCAACAAUGCAGAAGUCGGAAAGCUGCGAGGAAAAGGUUUUAACGUUUUGGGAAGAACGUUUGAAUGAUUUUUAAUUGUAUGUUUAGGUAUUAUAUUAUUAUUGUAUCAUAUUAACACCUUAUUCUCAAAACGUUUUUCAUCUAUUAUUGCGACUCUGUUUUCAUAAAAUUACAGCUUUAUUCUCUUACGACUUUUCUUUUUGCUGAUUUUCUUUUUAUUUUAAUUUUUGGGGUUUCGGUUUUAUUUGUGUCAUAUUUUAAAUUUUCUCUUAAAAUAUAACAACUUUAUUGUCGAAAAUGACCCAUUUUUUUUCUCAUUAUACCUUACUUUUGUAAAAUUAGGACUACAUUUUUUCUACUAUUUCUGCCACGCCUGUAUUCUUUGGGUCAACAUUUUUGUCCAAAUAUCCUUAUACUAAUACAAUUACUUUUUCUUGUAAUUGUUUUGGGCAAUAUUUUGACUUUAUUCCCAUAAUUGUUUUCUCAUAACAAGACUAUUUUCUUGUCAAAUUACAGCUUUUUGCAGCUUUAUUCUUGUAUAGUCUUUUCCUGGUACUAUAUUGUCUUUAUUCUCAUAAAUGAAAUUACAAAAUGUUAUUGUAUUAUGACAUUAUUACUUUAUUAUCGCAACUCUAAUAAUAAUUCAUAAUAUAUUUCAUAGUAAUUCUAAAAUGAUGGCUAUUUUAUUUCCCUUUCACGAUGGCCCUAAUACUCCUUUGUACAAUGUAAGGUAGAUAAGUUACAUAAUACGAGAUUGACUUUCUCAAAAAAUGUACAAGUAGUCCAUUAGUCCGCCCUGUGUGGGGUACAUUAGUGUAAAUUGUACCUUGAGGGACAAACAUGGACACCAGCUGUACUUCUGCUUCUAGUAUUGUACCAAUGAACAAGUGUACAGUUACAACACGAUCAUCCUAAUGAUCCUUAAAGCAGGUACUCUUUUAAGAACAAGACUGCAACUAUGUAAUUUUGUUUCAUGAUAAUCUAAUGUAACCACUCAGAACACAAGCGCAUUAAUAGGAUCACAGUGUGUUUAACAUAAUGCCUUCACACCCAGCCUGUAUGUAUAUAAAGUAUGCGUGCAUUGGAGCGGCGUUUUCCACUCACCUACAAGACCCAUGACCCUGAACACGCCAACACACACACACACACACACACACACACAUGCCUGGAGGCAUGAAUACACAAAUCUGUACAUUGACACUGUAACAUAAAGACAAUGGGCAUUCGCUUUCAUGCAGGAACAAGCACACUAACGCAUACGAACAGCUAUUUUAAACAUGAAAUGUAUUUAAAUAACAUUGAGCACCAUUAAAAGAACAUCUAUUGUAUGUAACGUUAGACAAUGUGCAGAUAAACCAUAUUCGGCAUAAUGUAAGUAGGACUCAUAGUGGGAAGCAAAAAAAGCUGACACUGCAUGAAAGAUAAUGCUAACUACUUUUUCCUCCUUUUUGGAAAAAAAAAAAGCCUUCUUUGGGAUAACGCGCCUUGGUUAUAUACAUUUGGUUACAUCUGUACUAUAACUGUGCUGAAGGGGCAAUGGAGAUAAAGAUGGCAGGAAGAGAGGUGACAUCUUUAAGUGGAGGUUGCACAAAACUUUACAAAAAUGCAGCACAUUCUGAAGCACUCCCCUGCUUCUGUGCAUGAACUCCUUCGCCCUUCCCACUUUUGAGGAGCGGCGGCUGCGGAUCGAGGCCAGCACAUCUUAAUUCCCAUCAUGAGAGUGCGGAUAGGGAUAAUAGGGUUAGCACGUCCCUCUGGUCUUAAUGAGUUCCUUUUAUGGCUCCUCUCCUCCCUUCAUCUUACACGGAUCUUAUUAUCAACGUCUCAAUAUGUGAAUGUAACCGCAAAUUGUCAGGAAGUGUGUCUCAUCAUUGUUCUGGUGCAGAUCAUGAAGGGGGGGGGGGGGGAUGUGGGGGACAUUGAAGGUUUUCUGCAGCAGUUAAGAUUCCUGUGGAGGACGAGUGCGACCGAAGGUGGAAGAAAGCAUUUUGUGUGUCCACAUGUACUGUAUAUAUGUACCUUAACAAACGUGUCAUGUACUCUCUACCUGGAGCUGUCUUUAUCUCCAAAUUUACUGAUGAACUUUAUUGGGGAUCAGCUCGUACAACGAACUGCUGGAAAGGAUGCCCCGAAAAGAAACUUUGUCAAGAGACUUGUUAUCUCUGCUGUUUUAAGGCAGUUUCAUUAUUGCACCUUUCAAGGGAACUCACUGUAAAUGAAUCAGUGUGGGUGUGUAUCUUUUUUUAUAAUAUACUGCACGUUUAAACAUGUUUCACUACUGCAAAAACAAGAGGGGAGGCAGACUUAAUGAGGACAUUUUACCAGAUUGGACAGUGGAUUGUGAACUGUUGUCCCCCCGCCCCCCCUUGUGCUCUUAGUCUUAUACUAGAUAGCCAUGUACAGGCAACACACGACUGGAUCCCAUAAAGGACAAAGGCAUGCUUACGCUCUUCAAACCUGCACUUACGAUGAAAGAAAAAAAUACCGUCGGAGGGAGGAUUUGUUUUUUUUUUUCUUAAGGGACUCACUCUGUUUUUCGCUCCCCCCUCGUCUUAACGACUUACUGAACUAAUUGCAUUUGCUAUGACAAGGAAGAAGAGGACCUGUCAGCACAUGGUUUGGUUAUGAAGACAAAUCCUGUAAAAGUUUGAAUUUGACAUUAAAAACGUCGAACACUU
This is a messenger RNA of Dunckerocampus dactyliophorus (ringed pipefish), 8013 nucleotides long. It is a transcript of the gene pcdh7a, whose product is annotated as protocadherin 7a. Gene Ontology annotation, cellular component: plasma membrane. Bases 707 to 4798 code for a protein of 1363 amino acids. The record is from RefSeq and is a predicted model, not a curated record. Gene Ontology annotation, molecular function: calcium ion binding. Lineage: Eukaryota; Metazoa; Chordata; Actinopteri; Syngnathiformes; Syngnathidae. Gene Ontology annotation, biological process: homophilic cell-cell adhesion. The transcript has 6 exons.